CUUUAAAAGAACGGCUGCCAAGAAACCCGUCAGCAGAGUGACUCCUCCCCUCGUUCACACGUUUGUGAUUGUUGUUGUGACUCGCGACGCGGCGCACUUGUGAUUCACCGCAGCGCUGAUUCCCGCCAUGUCUUACUUCAAUGCCAACAGGACUGCGAUGGCUCCGUCGCCGACUCCGUCACACUCCAAGAGGAUCGACAAGAAAAAGUUCACCCACGUCUCCUCGGAGGAGAUUGCACGUGGUGAGCACAUGAGCCUUUCCAAGUACAAGUACGUGGAUGCAUCGGGAACGCAGAAAAUCUGGGAAGUUGCCGAGAGAUGCCACAAGACAAAGAAUACCGAUGCAGACUCGGUGUGCGCCCUUCCCAUCCUGCACCGCAUGCUCAAGUACGACUGCCUUGUGCUCGUGAAACAGUACAGACCGUCCGUGAAGGCCUUCACCCUUGAACUGCCUGCUGGCGUCGUGGAAUCUCCAGAAACCUCCUCUCAGCAGUCUGCGCUGCGCCGUCUCAACUCUCAGACUGGUUACACGUCGACGGGCGUCAAACAAGUCAGCCCACUGACUGCAUCUGAUCCAAUUCACACGACCUGCACCACAAAGAUUGUUUCCGUAGAGAUCAACGGAGACGACCUCCGAAACCUCAACGCACAACAGAAGUUCGCUGAAGGAGAGUUCUACGAGGUGGUCCAGGUUCCCAUGAACGACGUCCUGGAGCGGUUAAAUGACUACAGCGACGAGGGCUACGUGAUCGACUCCCGCGUGUACACGUUCGCCAUCGGCCUGUCCAUGGGCCUGAAGAUGGGCAGCGAGCGCAACGGCGUCAAGGAAGACGACGUCCAGUUCGUCACCAACAUCAUCGACCACUGAGAAGAGGACUGUCGUCCGGAGCCAUCCCUCACUCCUCUCAGCCUCACGUCAUCGUUUAUGAACGCAGCUUGUCUCUCACAGGGUCACUGACAGCUUCAGAAGCGUUGGGCGCGGCAGAGCAUCUCAUUAUACGCAUCGCAGCCAAUGAGAUUGCCGCACUCGCCGAUAUGAAUGGCCAAGAACCAAUCGCGGAGCGCGUGAGCGCAUAGGCCACGCCCCACGCUUCGUAUACGCUGUCGGUGACAAGGCGCGCUUUGCUCUCGAUGCAUGCCCGCCCUCCUUGUACUGUAUAAUUAUAUAUUGUGUGUAUACCUUUCUUUUGCUCUCUUACUCGACGUGCGUGGGACGUGAUUUCCAAUCCUUAGUGCUUACGCGGUUGGGGAAACGAAUGCAAGAAUCCGUAUAAGCGCGUUCGUUCCUCGUAGUCGCGCCACCUCUGAAUGGCGCUAUGUGCAAUGUGCGCGAGUCUCCAGGAGGCCUCUUGAGGACUCGUCGGGUCAGACUCGGCUAAUAAAAUCACGCGCGUAUAUAAGCCGUCAUUUUGAGCCCACAAAGCGGUUGGACAUCUCUGUAUUUUUAUUUUAAUAAACUGAAUAUAAUACUGA
Molecule: messenger RNA, 1473 nt
Organism: Ixodes scapularis (black-legged tick)
Lineage: Eukaryota; Metazoa; Arthropoda; Arachnida; Ixodida; Ixodidae
Product: ADP-sugar pyrophosphatase
Exons: 9
Coding region: 128-868 (246 amino acids)
Biological process (GO): ribose phosphate metabolic process; nucleoside phosphate metabolic process
Cellular component (GO): nucleus
Molecular function (GO): ADP-ribose diphosphatase activity
Source: RefSeq, a predicted model, not a curated record